Uncinocarpus reesii 1704 is the source of this 339-nucleotide messenger RNA. RefSeq lists its product as uncharacterized. The transcript is spliced from 2 exons. The record is from RefSeq and is a predicted model, not a curated record. The coding region runs from base 1 to 339 and encodes 112 amino acids. Lineage: Eukaryota; Fungi; Ascomycota; Eurotiomycetes; Onygenales; Onygenaceae.
AUGAUCCGCAGCAAGGAUGGGAGUGUGCAAGACGGGGAGCGCAAGACACGACAACAAAAAAACAAACAGGACGAGCAGAGCGUUGCGGGCGAAUUGCCGGGUGUGAAUAAGCGAAAGAUCGGUGAAGCCGCGACGGCGACAAUUCAGAAUUGCAGCAGUUUCAGAUUCGAACGAAACAACCACAAUGGCUGGAUGAUUCGCUCCGAAACACAGAGCCAGAGGAGAAACACGAUACUCACCGGGUCAUCGAGUGUUGGCGGAUCGUCCUUUUGGUACUUUGGAGCCGGUGGGCCCACGCUGGCUUGCACCAAGGCUGUCAUGGCGGGAGAAGACAAAUGA